UUGCUAGUAGUUGGUACUUCAUAUUUAGCAAUGAAAUGGCUAAUAAUUAUGGAUUUAACGAUUUAGUUAAAAAAUAUCCUAUUUUAUUUGAAAACAGUGAGAUAUCCGAAUUGUGGCAAUCUCUGCUGGCUAGUGUUUUAAACAACAAGAUCGAAAGUUUAGAAAAUAUAGUGUCGCAUUUAAGAGAAGAACCGGGUAAAUGGGUUCCAUCAAGUGAAAAAAUAUGGACUUUUACGAAAUUUUGCUGUCCUCGCUGUGUUAAAGUUAUUAUAGUUGGCCAAGAUCCAACCUUUGAUGCUAGUGGAUUAGCAUUCAGUAGUAGAGAAACCAUUUAUGAUUCUACAAGAAAUGUAUUAGAUGAACUUACAAGCGAUAUAGGUAUAGACAAUCUUAGACCCUUUCCAAAAGAUUGUGGAAAUCUGGAAUACUGGGCCAGACAAGGAGUACUUCUUCUAAAUUCAGCCCUUACAAAAUCCAUUAAUGGCGACUCUCACCUCUAUAUAGGUUGGCAAGAUAUUACUGGAGAAUUGAUUAAACAACUACAAGUAAUUAAUGAGAAAUUGGUAUUUAUGUUUUGGGGAUUGUACGCCAGAAGGUUAAAUGUAAAUGUCAAGCAACUAUUUGCUAAUAACUCGUGUAACAUCCUAAGUGCUGGCCAUCCCUCUUGUCGAAACGAAAAGAACGAUUUUUUUGGAUGUCAACAUUUUUCACAAGCUAAUAAAUGGUUAAAAGAACAUAAUAUUGAUACAAUAGAUUGGUGUCCAAUUCCUUCUUUUUUAAACCAAUGUGUGCACUUAGAAUGUGAUUUUGGUUUUGACCAAUAUUUUUUCUUGAUCGACAACUUCUAGCAAAAAGGAAUAUACUAAAUAUAUAGUUAUGCAUCGACGAUACAUAAAAUAUACAAUUUUUGGGUUCCAAUGGUUUUCUGGGCGAAAAAUUAUGGUGGAUCUAAUUUUAAGUCAGAGUAGUAUGCAAUCUGGUUCUGUUUUGUUUGGAUAAAAGUUUGUAUUUUUAUCAUAUAUUUAUAAAUGUUUACUAUCAAUCAUUAAAUAAGAGAAUUGUAAUUGUAUUGUAAUUGUCAUAUAAAAUAGGCAAAAAUAUGAAUAUACAGAAUGAUGCAAAAGUAUGAAAUAAAUUUUAGUCUUAAAAAAUCU
This is a messenger RNA of Diabrotica balteata, 1154 nucleotides long. NCBI's taxonomy places the organism in Eukaryota, Metazoa, Arthropoda, Insecta, Coleoptera, Chrysomelidae. The record is from the annotation of a GenBank genome assembly.